Molecule: messenger RNA, 375 nt
Organism: Didymodactylos carnosus
Lineage: Eukaryota; Metazoa; Rotifera; Eurotatoria; Philodinida; Philodinidae
Source: the annotation of a GenBank genome assembly
AUGUCACGCCAUAAACUCUUGAAGGGGUCUGUUUCACUGACCCUGACAAGUGGCGAUGAUAAAAUAGACCGUUGUGCCAUAGUACAAGCAGUGAGUACAAUUCUCGGCUCAUCUGACACAAUUGAGUUCAUCGGCAAUUUAGGCUCCAUAAGAGAAUGGUUUAUGGGAUUUGGUGAACCAUUGUCACAGCAGAGGUUGUUACAGGAAGGAGAGUUGAAAGUCGAAGAACAUGUGUUGCAAUCACCGCCAACUGUUCCUCAUCCAAGCAUUACUCAGACUGAAGAUGGUAAUGAAAGCAAUAUUAUAAUGGCUGGAGAUGUUCGACAAGGUUUUUUGAAUUAUGACCAGGAAUUUACCUCACUUCAACGGAAAUGA